UUCAGUUGGUUUGUUGGCUGUGUGUUGACUGUUUUGCUCGUUUUCCUGGUUCUUUUUAUUAGAAGGACUAAUCAAAGCAUCCUAAUCUAGAUCGCGGAGUCUGCGAAUAAUAAUAAAUAAUAAUAAUUUGAUUACGUAACAAAAUGUCGAGCGGAGAAACAAGCAGCAUUAUCAGGAGAACUGUCAAAAGGUCCGUUGGCGGCGCUCUGGUCGAUGGCGACAACAUUGAAGUCAUUAGGAACUACCAGGUCUACCGUGGUCUCUCGCCUAACACUGCUACCAGGCUUGAGGCUCGCCUUCGUGAACUAGAAGAUGCCCUGGAACAAGAGAGGCAAGCUAGACUGAGAGCCGAACAAGAACUGACGGACGUCUCAUUCGAGCUUACCACAAUCACUGAACGUCUGGAAGAAGCUGAAGGUGGCAGCAGCGCUCAGUCUGAAUUCAACCGUAAGAGAGAUGCCGAAUUCCUAAAGUUGAAGAAGGAUUAUGAUUUGCUGGCCGUCCAGCACGAAUCAGAACUCGCCAGUCUGCGCAAGAGACACCAGGACGCCCUCAAUGAACUGGCCGACCAAUUGGAACACAUGAACAAGAACAAGGGAAAAUACGACAAAGAGAAGCAGACACUGAUCUUUGAGAUCGAAAGUUCGAACCAAGCUCUUGAUGCUGCCAACAAAGCCAGGGCACACGCCGAAUCAAAAGUGGAAGGUUUGGAAGAUCAGUUGAGACGCAUGAAGGCCCAACUUGACGAAUUGAACCGUCAAAAUGGUGACUUGAACGGAUGGAAAGCCAAACUGACCCAGGAGAACUUUGACCUUCACCGUCAAAUUCAAGACCUGGACAGCGCCAAUGCUCAGCUGAACAAGGCCAAGGCCCUCCUGCAAGCACAAGUUGAUGAAUUGAAGGCACAACUCGAUGACGCCACUGCUGAAAGAAACUCCCUGGCAAUCUCGAACAACAACCUGCAAAUCGAACUGGAGAACGCCGUCGCCAAAUACGACGAGGAGAGCGAGGCAGCCGCCAGUUUGAGGGCCCAACUGCAGAAAGCCCUUGCUGACCUUGCCCACUUGAAGGCCAAGUAUGACCAAGACAUCAACAUCCGUCUCGGCGAAUAUGAAGAAGCUAGACGCAAAGCCAGUGCACGCAUCGUUGAGUUGGAAGAUCUGCUGGAACAAGCCAAGAGCAGAGCAGCCAAGCUGGAGAAGGAGAAGUUGAAGCUGACCAUCGAGAUCAGAGAUAUUGCUGCUGAAUUGGAAGCUGCUAACAUGAGUGGCGGUGACUUGGCGAAACGCUUGAAGCAGAGCGAAUCGAUGACCAUUGAAUACCAGAAGCGCGCGGAAGACCUGAACGCAUCCCUGGCCAACAACAGCGGCGAGUUGCAGAGACUGCAGGCUGAGAACGCUCGCCUCAAACAGGCCGUUCAAGAUCUCCAAGAUAAAUUUGAUGCUGCCCAGAGAGAGAACAAAAAACUUUCGGAUGCCCUUCGUGACGCCCAGGGUCAAAUCAAGGAUCUGUCUCGUCAGGUGCAAGAUCUACUGAGCAUCAGGGCUCAGUUGGAAGCAGAAAGAGACAGAUUGGCUGUUGAGUUGGCUGACACUCAUGACGCUCUGAAGGACGCACAGGCUCGCCUCGAUGCCAGCAACGCCGCCCUUAACCAACUGAAGAUAGAUUUCGAACACAGACUGAGAGAAAAGGAUGAGGAACUGGAGAAUGCAAGAAAAUCAGGUCAACGCGGAAUUGAUGAACUCCAGAAGACCAUCAUCGAGAUUGAGAACAAGUACAAGAACGAGAUUGGCAGACACAAGAAGAAGUAUGACACCGACAUCAGAGAGUUCGAGAUUCAAAUCGAUACUCUUUCAAGAUCAAGCGCAGAACUGCAGAAGGCUAACAAAUCAUUGGCCGCUAGAAUUAAGGAAUUGGAAAUGGCGUUGGAAGCUGAACGCGCUGCAGCUGCAGAGGCGAAGGAUGCCCUGAGCAUCUCAGAGAGAAAGCGCAUUGCUCUUCAGACUGAACUGGAAGAUUUGAGAGCUCUUCUCGAAGCUGCUGAGAGAGCUCGCAAGAACGCUGAAGCUGCUAUGGGUGAGAACUCGAGCCGCUUGAACGAGCUGAACAUCAGCAUCUCAACUGCUAUUGCUGACAAACGUCGUUUGGAAGGCGAGUUGGCCUCCCUCAUGGCCCAACUCGAAGAAUCUGCUUCUGCCAGAAGAGCCAGCGACGAUCGCGCCGACAGACUUCAGUUAGAAGUGAACAGACUGGCCGGCGAACUCGCCAGAGCCCAAGAAAACUACGCUCAAGCUGAUUCGCUCAGAAAAGGUUUGGAGACGGAGAUCCGUGAGAUCAGCCUGAGACUGGAGGAGGCAGAACAAUAUGCUCAAAGAGAAGGAAAGAGAUUGGUUGCCAAGCUCCAAGGACGUGUGCGCGAGUUGGAAGCUGAACUGGAAGCUGAACAGCGUAGGAGUCGUGACGUCAUUGCCGAGAACAAGAAACUGGCCAGGAUGUUGGCUGAGCUGAGGACACAAGCCGAUGAAGACCACAGACUCGUUGGAGAGCUGACAGAACAGAUCGCAGCCCUUCAGAGCAAGAUUGCAUUGUACAAGAGGCAGCUGUUGGAAGCCGACGAGGUCAUCAACAUAACUCUGUCGAAGUACCGCAAGGCUCAACAGCAGCUGGAGGAAUGCGAGCGCAGAGCUGAAACAGCCGAACGCAACAUCACCGUCCACAUCAACCGCGGUGCCAGUGUCCACCAUUCGACCAUGCACACCUCCCACGCCCUGCCAGCCGGAGCAGGGAACAGGGCAAGAUCCAUGUCGGUCACCCGCGAAACUCACAGAGUUUUAAGGGCCUAAAUAAGUGGCUGAUGGUGGCGCUAGGUCGGUGCGACAAGCCUUGAUAAGAUUAAUUAUACAUAAGAACAUACAUAUUUAUACAUAUGUCCUAUUUAUUUUAAUUAAAUCAGCUUAGUGUAUGAAGAAUAAAUUAUGUUAAUAUCUAGCGGUUUGUAAGAUUCUUGUACAUUAUUUGAUUUCUCUUCUGAAAUAUUUUGAAUAUGUAUAAUUGAUCUGGCGGUGCAUGAAGCGAGCUUGUCUCACGAAAUAAGUCGUUUUAUUACAUUUUAUUUAUUUUUCAUUAAAUUUUUUUUAUUUGAAAAAAAUUACUUAAAAGCUAGUUUAUAUGAUCACAUUGGUGGUGACGAUGAUGACGGCGUAUGCAAAUGAUGAGGUGAUGAUAUGAUGUUAUAAUGGCUUUCGUUUAUUUUUACAAUAUAAGAUGGUAGUUCAUCCACUUAUUUGUCCUGUUUUUCAAAAACCAAUACGAUUUGAAUGUUAGCAAAUGAUUUCGCAUUGUAGAGACAAAAAUAAUGAACCAUAUUAUUAUACAGAACAACUAAAAUGUUCAUCAAAAAUGUUCAUCAAAAAUGUUCACACCGACGUUCAUUCUCUUGUUUACAAUUUUUUCUUCAAACAUACUUACUGCUUGUUAACACGACUUUUGAACCGACAUGAUUGGCUGGAUUGCUUGACCAGAGGCGGGGCUGGUCCAGGUAACUCCAAUCAAUCAACGUUCUCUUAAAUGUUAAUGGGCUGCUUCUCGUUAUUUCAUUGGUUGUCGUAUUGGUUAAUUUACGAUUUAUUUUGUGUUCAUACCCUUCUUAUGAUUGGAUACGUGGAAUUAUGUCGAUGGAAUAAAAAGAAAAAAAACGCUC
This is a messenger RNA of Helobdella robusta, 3700 nucleotides long. RefSeq lists its product as hypothetical. The transcript has 21 exons. Bases 144 to 2843 code for a protein of 899 amino acids. The record is from RefSeq and is a predicted model, not a curated record. Gene Ontology annotation, cellular component: myosin complex. Lineage: Eukaryota; Metazoa; Annelida; Clitellata; Rhynchobdellida; Glossiphoniidae.